UCGCGGCGGCGGCGGCGGCGAAACGGACUCCGAGUGAGGAGUCCCGAGCGAGCGGCAGCGGUCCCGGCGCCCGCCCGGCGCGCUCAUCUGGAAGAUGCAUUUCAUUUUCUCCAAUGAGGUGGUGCUUCUGUUUGAUUUCUGGAGUGUCCACAGUUCUGCAGGCAUGGCCCUUUCAGUGCUGGUGGUCCUGCUCCUGGCUGUGUUGUAUGAAAGCAUCAAGGUUGGCAAAGCCAAGCUGCUCUACCAGGCCACAGUGGGCAUGUCCAUCCCCACCAGCCAGCUCACUGAGGAGACAGACCAGGAUUCUUCCAGCUCAGACUCACCCCCGGUCAGCAGAAUCCGCCUCAGGUGGUUUUUCUGUCACUUUGGCCAGUCUCUAAUCCAUGUCAUUCAGGUGGUCAUAGGCUACUUCAUGAUGCUGGCUGUCAUGUCGUACAACACGUGGAUCUUCUUCGGCGUGAUUCUCGGCUCUGCUGUGGGCUACUACCUAGCCUACCCGCUUCUUAGCAUGGUUUAGCUGGUGAGGGCUAUGCAGGCACUGGGGGCUGGAGAGAGCUGGGGCCCCCUCUUGCAGACAUUGAACUUCUAGCCCCGUGUCUCCUGUUUCUUCUGAUGGCUGUUCGGCUCCCCUCGCUCCCAGCUCCUGGAGACGUCCUGCUGAAGCCAGCACUUGCUGCCCGGAGUUCGGAGGCCCCUGCAGCUACCUCUGUCCUCAGCCAGCCUGCACGGGGCCUGGACAUGAGCUUUUUGUGCCUUAGUAAAGCUCCUAUGACCUGAGGGAGAAUGGAGAGACCAGAACCUGGGGGCAGGGUUGCUGAGCCCACGAUGACUUAUCUCUGUGACUAAAAAUUAAGAAUUUCCAAAGAUCUUCAAGACGGGGAGAUGGGUUCUGGGUGAUGAAGAGCACGAAAGCUGCAUACCUUCUGCCCUCGUGAUUUGUGCCUUAUAGAGAGGAGCACCUUCCAUUGGACUUCCCGACCUCUUCUGUCUUUGAGGGAUGGAGACCGAGCUGGCUCCUUUUUCUCACCUUCCUGCCUUUGGGACACAUAAUGAUGGUCUGUUCUGUGGAUCACGGUGACAAACUAAGAUUUUUCCUUUUUCCCACUGGACCCCUGGUUCGCAAUUUUGCACAAGAAUACAGAAUUUUUAGCAAAAUGACUUCAUCGGAUUCCUGCUGGAUAGCUGCGUCUGCUGGGAACUGUUUCUCUUUCUUGUGGAGCGUGAUGGCAGGUUCAAGGCUGAGAGGCGGGACUGUUCUCAAGGCCCUUGACCUAUCCUCUGGAUGGUGAGCUGCUCCCAUCAGACAGCACUGCCUGCGGAGGAAGGCAAUCUAGAGGGGCCUGGGGAGCUUUUCAGGACCCCACUGCUCCCUUUUAUCCUGCUCCUCCUUUUAUGCAGAACAGAGAACUGCUGAAUAUCCAGUAUUUUGUAUUCUCUAGUUCUUACCCACUGCUCACCCAUCUCAUCUGGUGGGGAGACACGGUUCAUUCACUGAAAAUACUGGGUAAGGCACGGGGAGUGUUGACUGAGGACGCAGUAAGCAGUCAAACCAAAGCAUUACCCGUAGAGUUAGAUGGGACUCUCCAGAUAGUUCACUUGACAGAGAAGCAAACACAAGACCCAGGGAGGGAACAUCGAGGCUGGAUACUGGAAUGUCUGUGCUCAAGUACCUCAUGGGCUAGGUGAAAGACGGUCUUAAGCUUUGGGAAUUAAAAAAGAAAUAGG
Messenger RNA from Neomonachus schauinslandi (Hawaiian monk seal), 1725 nucleotides. RefSeq names its product solute carrier family 31 member 2 (gene SLC31A2). Gene Ontology annotation, cellular component: membrane. The coding region runs from base 95 to 517 and encodes 140 amino acids. Gene Ontology annotation, molecular function: copper ion transmembrane transporter activity. The record is from RefSeq and is a predicted model, not a curated record. The transcript is spliced from 4 exons. Lineage: Eukaryota; Metazoa; Chordata; Mammalia; Carnivora; Phocidae. Gene Ontology annotation, biological process: copper ion transmembrane transport.